UUUUAUUUUAUUAUUUUAUUUCGAUCCUAAUACAGACUCUCCGAACCGCCAAAUCCUCGGGGUGCCUUCGGGAUACCUGCGGUAUUUUAAAUUAAUUCGUGUCCUUCCAGAAAAACCUUUUCCUAGGACAAGUUCCUUGACUAGUAUCGCGACGGAGCCAAAUAUCUAGAAGGUUCGAAAAUGGCCAGCUCUGAGUGAACGUUGAAUGAAACAGUGUAAUGUGACGUGCACGAAAUUGUGGUCUGAAGCAGGAUUGAAUUUGUAAUUCUUAAUGAAAAAUACCAUGUCUUAUGUUGGAGAGUUGAAAAUUUUCCCCGUUACGCUCAUCCCAGUGCGCCCGAGGAGCGAUUUGGAAUGCGGAGGAAAGGUGGUACUGCCGGCGACCGUUCUGGACAUCCUCACCAGCAGGACGAAUAACAUCUUCGCCCCGAUGCUUUUCAAGCUGACCAACCCCGAGACGAAGAAGUUCACGCACUGCGGAGUCCUUGAGUUCAUCGCGGACGAAGGUAGCAUAAACGCCCCGUCUUGGGUCCUGGACCUUCUCGAUUUCAAGUGCGGAGCCAAGGUGAAAGUGGAGUCGAGCGUCCUGCCGACUGCCACGUUCUCACGUUUUCAGCCGCAGUGCGUCGCCUUCCUAGACAUCUCCAACCCCAAAGCCGUGCUGGAGAACUACCUGAGGAACUUCUCCUGUCUGACGGAAGGGGACGUCAUCCCGAUCCACUACAACAACCGCCUCUAUCAGCUCAAAGUCGAAGAGACGAAGCCGAGCUCGGCCGUGGCGAUAGUCGAGUGCGACAUGGAAGUGGACUUUUCACCGCCCGUCGGGUACGUCGAGCCUGAGAGACCGAAACCACCGCCUCCGGAGCCCGACCCUGAGGACGCGUCUCUCUUCAGGCCAUUCAGCGGAACGGGAUACCGCCUCGACGGCAAAAAACCGAAGGAAGUGAAAACGGACACACCCCACGAGCCGCAGGUCGUUCGAAGAGGCAUCCCCGACUACAAUUACGAAUACGGAACCAUCGAGUUCUUCAGGAAUAACCUUGCCGAGCCCAGUUCCAAUACAAAACCGAAAACAGUUGAGAAGGACUUCAAAGCCUUCUCCGGCAAAGGGAGGAGCUUAGACUGAGAAUCUCACAUCGGAACUAAAUGUCAAAGGGAGGAAAAACAAUUAAUUUUUAUUCGUUUGUUUAAAUAAAAAUUAUUUAUCUGUUUUAAAAAUAUUAUUGAAGUGGACAGAUUAUCUAUCCUAU
Cimex lectularius (bed bug) is the source of this 1250-nucleotide messenger RNA. Its product is annotated as ubiquitin recognition factor in ER-associated degradation protein 1-like. The record is from RefSeq and is a predicted model, not a curated record. Gene Ontology annotation, cellular component: VCP-NPL4-UFD1 AAA ATPase complex. Gene Ontology annotation, molecular function: polyubiquitin modification-dependent protein binding. Lineage: Eukaryota; Metazoa; Arthropoda; Insecta; Hemiptera; Cimicidae. The coding region runs from base 272 to 1126 and encodes 284 amino acids. The transcript is spliced from 3 exons.